This is a messenger RNA of Acanthoscelides obtectus, 2385 nucleotides long. Lineage: Eukaryota; Metazoa; Arthropoda; Insecta; Coleoptera; Chrysomelidae. The record is from the annotation of a GenBank genome assembly.
GUGUAAGAGUGCUGUUUUUGAAACUGUUGGUUUACUAACAUAAUAUAUUCAGUGAUGUCUAGAGGAAAAUACAUUUUAAAGAUUCUAGAGGAUCAACAAAAAGCAUGUACUACAAGACCAGAAACUAAUCACGAUGGAUCAAUUAGUCCCAUGAGAAGUUUUGGAAAUAAAGAGAGCGAAAAUAUAGACAAUAACCCUAAGACGUUUCCUUGUCUUAAUAUUUGUUCUAAACCUAGCACAAAUAAAAAUGAUGCAGAAUUCAUUAAAAAUCUAACAGCUAAUCCUUGGAUAUCAAUUAUUCCCAGUACCAGUAGAGAUAUAUACCAGUCUCCAUCGUCUCAUAAAGAUUUCAGCGAUGAGGAUGUCACAAGCUGCAGUGAAUAUAUCUCCGAAACCGAAUCGAGUAAUGAAUCAGAUAAUGAGCUGUUAUCCAACGUUCGAAACAAGCUAUUAUCUCAAACCAGGCAUGACUCAAACCAAAGCUCAAGUACUCAAUUAACUCCUGAGAAUCGAUUUAUAUCGCAUAUUACUGCUGAUAUUGGAUUGCCCAAUUUAAAAGAUGACCAUUUUUUGGAAGAAAAAAGAGAAAGAGUGAAAAAGAAAAUAUUUCAGUUGAAGGAUAAAACAUCUAAGAAACGUCUUAGGAAUCCAGAUCAGUGGAGUAGAAGAAAAUCUGCAAUUUUAAGAGCAAGAGGAGAAGAGUAUCUUUCUCAAACAGGGAAAGUUAUGUCAAAAAAAGAAAUAAAUUCUGGAUUGCUGUGCAAAGAAAAAUGCAGAUUACAUUGCUCUGACAAGUUUCUUUUAGAAGAUAGAAAAGCAAUUUUAGAAAAGUAUUAUGCAUUAGAUAUAAACGCAAAAAAUGCUUUGUUAUUUAAAAGCAUAAACAUCAAACCGGUUGCAAGACAUAGGACUAAUGUAAAAAAAGAAAAAACAUAUUCUUUUAGUUAUUCCAUUACUUUUAAUAGAAAAACAGAAAUCAUAUGCCGAGGUGCACUAUGUUCUCUUUAUCAGAUUAGCCGAAAGAAAAUUGAACUUAUGCAAAGAACACUGAAAAAAGGAAUGAAUGCUCCAACACCUGACAAAAGAGGUCAACACAAAAACAGACCUCAUAAAAUUAAAGAGGAUGUCAUUGCGUGCAUUAUGGAUCAUAUCCAAAAAUUCCCCUCAGAAGAGUCACAUUACUCACGUAAUAAAAACUGUCAUAAAAAAUAUUUGUCACCUAUCCUUAAUAUGGCUACAAUGUAUAAGUUGUACAUCGAAGACUGUGAAAACAGAAAACUGGAUGAUUCUUUCAAAGUGACACUUUCUUCCUAUGCUAAAAUAUUUUGUACAAAGUUCAAUUUAUCUUUUGGCCACCCUAGAAGUGACACGUGUAGUGUUUGUGAUUCAGGGCAAAACACAGAUCUGCAUACAGAAAACUUUAAAGCUGCAUUUGAAUCACAGAGACGUGAUAGAGAAAGACCAUCAAUGGAAGAAGAUACCUGCUAUAUAACUAUGGAUAUGCAACAAACGAUGCCACUACCAAAAUUAUCUACCAGUAAAGCUUUUUACCUUCGCCAAAUGUGGUACUAUAAUUUUGGUAUCCAUUGUGUAACUGCUAGUGGAUCAAAACCUUUUUUUUUCAAUUGGACCGAAGAUGUAGCAAUACGAGGAAGUAUUGAGAUAGCUAGUUGUUUACUCCGAUUUUGUCAGCAGCUCAAAGAAUCUCACAAAAAUAUUAAUCAUCUAAUCAUUUGGUCUGACUCUUGUGCAGGCCAAAAUAAAAACUUCAAUAUUAUCAGUCUCUAUCAAUUUUUAAUUUUAAAUGGAACAUUGAAAGUCAUCGAUCAUAAGUUUCCAGAAGUUGGACACAGCUACCUAGACUCAGACAGAAAUUUUGGCAGAAUAGAAAAAAAACUUAGAAAGGUUGAGAAUAUCUAUGUACCCGAACAAUACCGUUUGCUAAUUAAAUCUGCAAGUACGAAAAACUGUGCUACCCUCGAUAUGGAAAAUUACUUCUAUGACUUUAACGAACUCUCAGGGAAGUUGCAUAUUUGGAAUAAAAAGACUAAUGAUAUGGGACAAAAAAUCUGUUUCAGAGAUAGUGUCAAAUGGAUUAGAGUUGAUGAGUUCGGCAGCUACUUUUAUAAAGAAAAUCUGGAUGAAUAUUCACCUUUUCAUAAAGUAAAUCUAUUUAAAAAAGGAAGUAGGGUGAUACGUAAGGAGGACAAUAUUACACUACGCAGAAUCACAGAGAAAAAAGGUGGACUUACUGCAGAAAAGUUGAGUAACUUGCGUGAACAGUUAAAGUUUGUCAAGAACGAGUAUAAAUGGUUCUAUGAAAAAAUUUUUGAAGAAAACGAAGAGAAUCCCAAGAAAAAAAGAAAAGCAAUUGGUUCAUUUUGA